This is a messenger RNA of Hemiscyllium ocellatum (epaulette shark), 5589 nucleotides long. Its product is annotated as choline transporter-like protein 1. NCBI's taxonomy places the organism in Eukaryota, Metazoa, Chordata, Chondrichthyes, Orectolobiformes, Hemiscylliidae. Gene Ontology annotation, molecular function: transmembrane transporter activity. The record is from RefSeq and is a predicted model, not a curated record. Gene Ontology annotation, cellular component: membrane. Gene Ontology annotation, biological process: transmembrane transport. The coding region runs from base 150 to 2087 and encodes 645 amino acids. The transcript has 17 exons.
UAAAAGCAUUAGAUUCAAUAUAUAUCGAGAAGCAAGACUACUGUGGUGAAGUUGUGGUAAGGGUGCGGUUGAGUGUCUCGUCUUAACGAGUUGGAGUAUCUAGCUACGAUUUAUUACAUUUGGGGUAUUGGAAUUGACGUUCGUUAGUGAUGGGUUGUUGCGGUGGUGAAGGGGACUCUACGAGAGAAUGGAAGCCAAUCGAGCAACGCAGCUGCACAGAUGUCCUGUGGCUGUUGAUACUUAUUCUAUUCUGCAUUGGCAUGGUUGUUAUUUGUGGCUUUGCAAUAGCUUCUGGAGCAGCCCAGAGGCUAAUAUUUGGAUAUGAUAGUUUUGGAAACAUCUGUGGCCAAAAGAAUGCCAAAGCAGAAGGAGAAGAAUGGAGUGGUCUUGAUCACACAAAAAAUAAGUAUGUUUUUUUCUUGGAACCCUGUAACUUGGAUGUUGUACAUUUCAAAAUCAAGUCCAUGGCACUAUGUGUAGCUAAAUGUCCAGAUAUUGAGCUCCGCACACUUGAGGAUGUUAAAAGAUUUGCAGUUGAAAAUGGGUCUAAGCUGUGCGCAUAUGAGCUGGAGCCAAGAAAAUAUACAUCAGGAAAAUCGAGUUUGUGUCCUAAACUUCCUGUUAAAUCAAGUAAACCUAUACCAUUCUUCCAUCGUUGUGCCCCAGAUGUAGAUGUCUGCUCUGUCAACUUUAUUAAGGCCCUGACCACCUUCGUCAGUGACAAUAGUGUCUUGCAGAGAGUGGUUACUGGAGUAAUGACCAGCAAAGAAAUUAUAGUGGGACUUUGCUUUUUAUCUCUAGUUUUAUCGAUGUUGUUAAUGGUUAUAAUUCGAUAUAUCUCCCGAGUGCUUGUUUGGAUCCUUGCAAUUCUCACCAUCCUGGGUUCAAUUGGUGGUACCGCUGUUCUUUGGUGGUUGUAUGCUGAUCAGAAGAAGGCAGCCAAAGCAAAAUCAGUUGAAGAUGAGAAUGUGGCAGAAGACAACAGCAAGGCUCUUCUGAUAUAUGCCAUUAUUGCAACAGUAGUUACAGUCAUUUUACUGUUACUAAUGCUAAUAAUGAGGAAGCGAGUCGCUCUUACAAUUGCCUUAUUCCAUGUGGCGGGGAAAGUGUUCGUUCACAUUCCACUUCUAGUCUUUCAGCCACUCUGGACUUUCCUGGCAUUGGCAUUAUUCUGGGUCUAUUGGGUUACGGUCCUACUUUUAUUGGGCACUGCAGGAUAUCCUGAGAAAAACUCUCAAGGCUACACAGAAUUUAAAGUGUCCGGUCCUUUACAGUAUACAUGGAUUUAUCAUCUAGUUGGUCUUAUCUGGAUCAGUGAGUUCAUACUGGCCUGUCAACAGAUGACCGUGGCUGGAGCUGUCGUGACCUAUUAUUUUACACGGGACAAGAGUAAUUUGCCAGCAACUCCAAUUCUUUCAUCUAUAUGUCGACUGAUUAAAUACCAUCUAGGAACAGUAGCCAAAGGCUCCUUCAUCAUCACUUUAGUAAAGAUUCCACGACUGAUCCUCAUGUAUAUACAUAACCAACUUAAAGGCAAGGAAAACGCUGUCGCAAAAUGCAUGCUGAAAGCUUGCAUGUGCUGCCUCUGGUGUUUGGAGAAGUGCCUGUUGUAUCUGAAUAGGAAUGCUUAUGUAGCGACAGCCAUAAACAGCACCAGCUUCUGCACGUCUGCCAGAGAUGCCUUGCUGAUCUUGGUGGAGAAUGCUUUGAAAGUGGCUGCUAUAAACACAGUUGGUGAUUUUGUGCUGUUUCUAGGAAAGGUGCUUAUAGUGUUAAUCACAGGGUUUAUUGGGAUCGUGCUGCUCAAUCACCAACGUGAUUACACUGUGUGGGUGCUACCACUCAUCAUUAUUUGCCUAUUUGCCUUCUUUGUGUCACACUGCUUCUUGACCACGUAUGAGAUGGUGGUGGAUGUUCUUUUCCUCUGCUUUGCUGUUGACUCCAAACAAAAUGAUGGGACUCCUGGACGCGAGUAUUACAUGGAUAAAAGUUUAAUGGAAUUCAUGGAUGACAGCAGGAAAGCAAUGCGUUCAGGUGGGCGUGGAGCAGAGAUGAAAUCAAUGACCUCUGGAGAUGACAACGCUUGAUUAUGGCAAAUCGCUGGAAAAUAGCGGGUAAAACAACACAGGGCUUUACAAAUUGCAUUUUUGUGUGAAUCCCUAAUAACCUCUAAGGGGCAGGGGAGUACAACAGAUCACAAAUGUGCUUUUUUUUAAAAGAAAAAAAAUUUAAAACUUGCUUGUAAGAUUUUUAUUUUAUUUCUAACAGAAAUAUUGCCAAUUUGCAUAAAUAUGGAACCUGUUGAAAGCAAGUUUGGUUUUAGUUGCCUGGCCUAAAAAAAUCAUGUAACUAAAUAAUGCUCAACUAUCCAAUCUCUUAUGGAUGAAUCUUUUGUAACACUAUAGACACUAUAUAUUAUGCUUUGUAGGUAUUAUAAACAUGUGCUUGUAUUCUUUAUAUGUAUUUCUUGCAGAAUAUUUUGUAAAACAGCAGCGCAGCAGUGCUGAUUAUUAUGAAUGGCAUAAUGAUAUUGUAAAUAGCCUCUCUUACGGCUGUGCAGCUUUUCUGUCCUGUUGCUACAUUCCUAAUGGAAUUACUGUACUAAAAAGCUCAGGAUAAAAAUGUCAUCUUUUUCAGGAACUUGUCAGGCAAGCUAGUAGAACUGUAGGAUCAUUUAAAGUGGGCAGGUGACUUAAUGCAAAACUAGAGUCAAAGUAGCAUGUGCAUAAACUUCGCUUGAAUGGAGUGAAAUGUGGCAAUAAUUUUCCAAUGUGCAACUUCUUAAAACCACCGCAUGUUUCCCUAACUAGGGUUCCUCCAGCGUGUAUGGAUGACCAGCAAGCUCUGGAAGUUCAUUAUUUAGCCUCAGUCGCAUGAGCUGGCCUGAGAAGAUUUGCUCCCAUUCCCUCCAAAUCAGUGAAGUGAAAGUUGCUCAGGGUUUUGAUGCAUGGUUGUCAUCAGGAUUUCCCUAAGAAAUGCAUUACAGGGAUGCUGACUAGAGUUAGAGCUGUGGUGAUGCAUCUUGCCACAGUAACUAUGCACUGAUGUUCAUAAGUUCCCAUAUGAACAACCUGUUUUAGCUGGGUGUAAUGCAGGAGAUUGUCUGCCUACGGAACGCUGGGGAAGAAGAAAAUUGGUAGAUCAAACUGAAGAAAUUUAAUUAUAAGGUUUAGGGCCAUCUUCAUUGGAGAAAUCUUUUUUCACUAUUUUUAAGUAGAUUUUACACAUUGUAACGCAGGGAAAGGUCACAUGUGGUUAUUGGGUUUAGGGCGAAUUAGUUGGCCAUGUUGGUUGUGGAGUGAUGACCAUGCUCACCAACAUAGAUGAACUGGCCAACCAAUAAGUGGAUGUUGACAUUAGAUGGCAUUUACGUUCUCGCAUUCUAUGAAGUAUUUUGCUAUUUGGAGUCAUGCAGUAAAAUAUUCCUAAAGGUUUGACAAACCCUACUAUCACUAAGUUCAACUAUGUAGAACUUCCAGGUCUUUGUGUUUCUCUUGCACUGUCAGAGUUACUUUUUCUGUAAAUAAGGCUUUGAGACUGGCAGUGGAGCUAACCAGGAGUUAAAUCUGGUUUAAUUUGUUAAAUCUGAGCAUCAAGGUUAAACAGACUCAGUCCCCACUUCCUUGAGCUUUGAGUGAGGAAAGUGGCCUCUUUGCUACAUAAUUGAUAGGAGGUAGAUAUCUUUGAUGGCUUUCUUUCAAUUUCGAUUAGAUUCCUUACAGUGUGGAAACGAGCCUUUCAGCCCUACCAGUCCACACUGACCCUCUGAAGAGCAACCCAUCCAGACCCAUUUCCCUCUGACUAAUUAACCUAACACUAAAGGCAGUUUAGCAUGGCCAAUUCACCUGACCUGCACAUCUUUGGACUGUGGGAGGAAACCAAACCUGGAGGAAACCCAUGCAGAAAAGGGGAGAAUGUGCAAACUCCAUACAGACAGUUGUCCAAGGCUGGAUUUGAACCUGGAACGCUGGUGCUGUGAGGCAGCAGUGCUAACCACUGAGCCACCAUGCUGCCAUGUCGCCCAUUUUGGGCAAUGGGAUCAUAUGGGUCUGUAAAUUUUGUCCUCUGGUUUUAAUUCCAGCCAUUUCAUAACUGUUAGUACAUUCUUUUUUUUUCUCCAUCUUGCUAUGCUAAGUGUCUGAUGUUACUUCUGCCAGCAUUGCCAGUUUUACUGAAGCAUUAGAGAGCUACAGUCAAGUUAUAUGGUGAGGUUUGUUAUUAUGGAUGAAUUAUGAGCUAGGUGAAUUUAAAGGCAAAUUAGUUUGUCUUGUUAAUUCCUCCUAAUUUUAGUUAGUGAUUCAAAUCUAAAAAUUGGCUCCUGGUAAAUUAAAAAAAAAUAUAAAGUGAACUAUAAGCAUCCAUGUACAAAUGUAGGCAUUAGAAAACCAACAAUUAUUACUUUCAAAUGUAAUAAGGUUUUGAUUAGUUGCUGAUUUCACUGUUAAUAAGCCAAGAAUGGAGAAUUAGACCCCUUUGAGCCUACUCUACAUCCAAUAUAAUUAUGGUAGAUUCAUCAUGAUCUCAGCUUCACCUUUCUGGCUGCCUUCCAUAAUCCUUGACUUUUAUGUCAAUCACAAAUCCAUCUAACUUUGCCUUAAACAAAUUCGCUGAAAGAAAAUUAUCUGCUUUGUUGAGAGGAGAACUCCACACUGUGGCACCUGAUUCAAAUCUCUGCCAUAAGAGAAACAUCAUCAUGUUAGCCUCUCUGAGAAGUCCCUCAGGAUCUUGAAAAAUUCAGUAUGAUCUUCUUAAGAUCUUUCAUUCAUCUUAACACCAGUCGGUAAAUAUUAAAUGUGCCCAACCUUUCAUUAGAAGAUAAUCCCUUCAUCCCAAGGAUGAGAGAAGUGAACCAGCUGUGAGUGUCUUUUAGUAUAACUAUUAUCUUUUUGCAAAAAAGGCCAAAACUGUACAUAGUACACCAGAUCUGGUUUUCCCAAGAGCCUCUGUAACAAAAGAUAAUGGGGUAAAAUUUGAACAACACGUUUGGGGAGUCAGGUAUGUACAGUCUUUCUUGGGCCAUGACACAAUCAGAACUUUUUCAAUUUUCGGGUUUUAAAGGACCAAAACUGAGUUUCAUUACAAGUUUCCGAUUGGAAGCUUUUUUCUAAAAAAAUAAAAGUUGCACAGUGGAGAAUUCCCAGUUUACAUUGGUGAGUUGCCAUUUCAAAUAAAUACACUAGUAGUAAGGCCAAGUUUAGGUGAGAACUAACCUGCAGCUACAGCCAAUGAAGUAUUUUAUACUCUUCUUAGUUACCCAGUCCACCUUUGCUAUCUUUUGCCAUUUUAAAUACAGUAAUUUGUCAUGUAACGGUAAGUCUUCUAUGUGUAAAACCAUCUAGAACAUGCUAUUGAACCAAAUAGUUGGAAAUUGCUCAGGGUGAAAGAUAUGUUCAGUGUCCCAAUGGCAGAUUCUGUCAACAGAAUUCACGUGUUAUAUACACAUUGUUUUACUCAUUGGCUGGAAAGGUGUCUUGUAUAAUGAAACAUUUACUUGCCCUCCACUUGAAGCUUUAACAUCAUGCAGUUCAAUUCAUGUAUCACUUUAUAAUAUUUGUAUAUUAAAUUUUUUAAUAAAAGCAGUUUGUAUCA